Fundulus heteroclitus (mummichog) is the source of this 2913-nucleotide messenger RNA. RefSeq names its product ring finger protein 122 (gene rnf122). The record is from RefSeq and is a predicted model, not a curated record. NCBI's taxonomy places the organism in Eukaryota, Metazoa, Chordata, Actinopteri, Cyprinodontiformes, Fundulidae. The transcript is spliced from 6 exons. The coding region runs from base 458 to 925 and encodes 155 amino acids.
GGCGGGAGCAGCGAACCAGAGCCAGAGCUCUCUCCUGUUUGUCCUCUCGCACAGAUGCUGCCGCCGCCACUGGGUCACUGCCAUGCCGUCUAUUAAUAAAGGACGACUCGCCGCAGCCAGGGCAGCGAAGUGAAGAAAUUAAUACUAACCAUUAUUAAACACGUCACCGUUUCUGCCUCCAUUUGGCCCUGCAGGGGGAUGACCCGUCGCGCGAGUAAUGUGACACAACAAAGCUGCGGGACCUGAUUAACAGAAACGCAUAUUUUUCUUCUCCUUCUCCUUCUUCCACAUCUCUAUCCGCCUCCGAGGACCGCUCAUCGGCUGCUAUUGUCCGGUUCACCUCUCACCCGGAGGCGCCGCUGUCAUCCCCUCCUACUGAGCGCCUUUAUCCGCACAGGCGUCCGCGGCUUGUUGGUAAACACUGAACCCGGCGGCAGGGACUCCCUCUGGUGCAUUGAUGCACCCGUUUCAGUGGUGUAACGGGUGCUUCUGUGGUCUGGGACUGGUUUACUCAAACAAGUCGUGCACCAUGCCGCCCAUCACCUUCCAGGACCUACCGCUCAACAUCUACAUGGUCAUCUUCGGGACAGGCAUCUUCGUCUUCAUCUUGAGCCUCAUCUUCUGCUGCUAUUUCAUCAGCAAACUGCGACACCAGGCACAGAGCGAGCGCUUUGGCUACAGAGAGGUGGUGCUGAAAGGAGAUCCGAAAAAAUUAAAUCUUCACGGGCAGACAUGUGCCGUGUGUCUGGAGGACUUUAAAGUGAAAGACGAGCUGGGGGUGUUACCCUGCCAACACGCGUUCCACAGGAAAUGUCUUGUAAAAUGGCUGGAAGUACGCUGCGUGUGCCCCAUGUGCAACAAACCCAUAGCGGGCCCCCCCGAGCAGCAUCACAGCAUCGGGACUCUCCUUGAUGAACUGGUAUAGCCUCCGAACUCCUGCAAUGCCCCGGUUGGGAGGCCGGUGCUCAGCCACAUCCUGACCAGUGAGAGCAGGGACACGCAGUCGAAAAAGCACCAAGAACGGGGUAACCUAGAUACCACCUGGAGAAAAGCCUUUGAGGGUUACUGCGAGAUUAUCUUCAGCCACCCACACAUCCCUCCACCACUCUUCUUUAAGCAUCCCUCCCCUGCACCCGCUCCUUCACAUCCUCCGCUGCCGCCUGGAAUGAGGCUAUACAGGCAUCCCUGAAGUGGAGGAGGCAGCUGUUCCACUGACGUGUGGACAAAGAUUUGCGUGGAUGGGGUGUGCGAGGAGUCAGUGUACCAGCCUUGCAUGUGACAGUGGUCACGAACAUGAAAUUAUAGCCGUACCCACUGAGACCCGUGUGGAAAAACAACACCAGCAGACGACACCUUUCAGAUGAGGAGAUCUGACGGGGGGGAUUAAGGCCACGUGCAGACAAAAGUCCUGCUUACUGCUACGUGGUCUCCGUUAAAGGCUUGUUUGUAAAAUUGUAAAAAGAAGAAGAAGAAAACAGGUAGAGAAAGAGGGAUCUUUAACUUUUUGUAAAGACUAAAUUAAAUCCCCUGUGGUUAAAAGGUAUGUAAACAUGACUGCAGAGUAAUUUGUGGGGUCUGUAUUGGUUCUCUUCCUUUUUCCAUGUGAAGCAAAAGUCAUAAAACAGGAGAAACCAACUCACUUCAUCAAUGAUUUUAAAAUAUCCAAUCUAGUCAUUAUUUAACAGCUUCAUUAUGCCCAGGAAUACUAAAUGUUUCUGUUGAGACACAUGGAAGGUUUUAAAAUCCUCCAGUCUCUCAUUGUUAGAGACAUGUGACUGAAUAUUAGCAUUACACCAAAAAUUAAAACGCUAAGUAAAUUAAUUUCUUUUUUUUUUUUUUAUAUAAAUUUUUCCUAUUUCUCCGUUUUUAGACUAAUGCCAUAAUGUGAAAAAUAAAGUCUAAAUGCUGAGAAUAAAAUGUACAUUAAAGAAUAUAAUUUUGGGAAGACAGUGAGGUUCACAUGAACAAACUUUAAAGAAUAAAGGGACUGUUUAAUUUACUUGAUUUUAUUUGUUUGUGAGAUAAAUUCUGUCCAUCAGUUCUAUCAGCUUUGAAGUAAAACUCCCUCAGCAACAUCAAACUGAAUUAAAAUGUUGGAUUAUUUACCCGUUUAAAUAACCAGAUGAACAUUACGCUUGUAAAGAAGAAAGUUUAAAUGUUAAGAAAUUUGAAAAUAUUGUUUCAAGACUGAAGCUGAGUUUCAAGGAAUUAAUUUACAAAGAUAAUGUAUUUUUAUUAUACUUCAAUUAAUUUUAAACGGGCAUAUUAUUUCAAGAUAAUAAGGUGAGAUUUACUGGAAUUAACUUUUUUCAAAGUUUUUAACAGUGAUGAUUUUUUUUAAAUUGAAAGAAACUGAGCCGUGACAUUCACCUGCAAAAAAAAAAAAAAAAACAGUACAAACGAACUUGGCUUUAAUCUCUGCAUGCUUUUUUGAUUUCAAAAUGUACUUUUUUUUUUUCAUUCAUUAAAAUUUUUUGAUAAUUUUUUACAGAUUGCACUUUGACCUCACUAACUGCAGAAAACUUUUUGAUUGUAUAACACUAAAAGUUGAGGGGGGGGGGAAGCAGGACUGCAAGGCUUCAGAAACUAUUAAGUAAUGCAACAAUACUGCGUCAUAUUUUCAUGAUUCUCUUUGACAUUUGUCCCUAAUAGUUGUUUUUUUUGUCACUUAAAAGCGUAAUACUGCCUGAAUUGAGCUCAAAACUCACUAAGCACAUUGUUGGAUCACAACAGACACCUGCACUGUAGUUAAAAUGUUAGUGAAUGAAGUAAACAUGGGGUAAAAGGUGAUUCUGUUGCAAUUUAGGCAAACAACAAUGUUCCCUCUGACUCCAGCCACAUUCCACGUUUUGUAAGACAAAAGAUGUAAAUACUUGGAAAAAAAAGUGAAAAAAAUAAAGUUGUUUGCUCAUU